AUGUUGAAACAAGCAAAUAGAUCUGAACCUGCACUACAUAUUAAUGAAAUUGAUGUUAAUGAUAAAUAUAAAUUUCUUAAACAAAUUGGUAAAGGAAGCUAUGGUGAAGUAUGGCUUGUUUUACCAUUACGUAAUUCAUCAUCAACAAAAUCCAGUACUAAACAAUAUGUACUUAAACGAUUAGAUCUUCGUCAACAAUCAAAUGAAACAACACAAAAUGAUAUUGAAGGUGCUGAACGUGAAGCUAAAUUAUUAUCAACAUUGAAACAUCCAAAUAUUGUUGCAUAUAUUGAGUCAUUUCGUUCAAAUGAUGGUUUUCUUAAUAUAGUUAUGGCUUAUUGUGAAGGUGGAGAUUUAUAUACAAAAUUAAAAGAAAGAAAAGCUAAUAAACAACCUCUAACAGAAAAUCAAAUUGUUGAAUGGUUUGUACAAAUUUGUAUGGCUUUACAAUACAUGCAUGAUAAAAGUAUUCUUCAUCGUGAUUUAAAAACUCAGAAUAUUUUCUUAACUAAAAAUGAAAUUGUUAAAGUUGGAGAUUUAGGUAUUGCAAGAGUAUUAGAUUCAGGAAAUGAUUUAGCAACAACAAUUAUUGGAACACCAUAUUAUAUGAGUCCAGAAAUAUUUUCAAAUAAGCCUUAUGGUCAAAAAUCGGAUAUUUGGGCACUUGGUUGUUGUGUUUAUGAAAUGACAACACUUGAACAUGCAUUUAAUGCGAAAGAUAUGAAUUCACUUGUUUUAAAAAUAAUUCGUGGACAAAUGCCACAAACAUCAAAAAAAUAUAGUGAACCAUUAACAGCUCUUAUUAAAUCGAUGCUCAGUAAAAAUCCAGAUGAACGUCCUACAGCGAAAAAAAUCUUACAAAAUACUUAUAUUAAACGACAUAUUGUGCGAUUAUUAGAAAAAACUAAAAUCAAAUGUCAAAAUCAAGCUAACUCAAAUACUCCAAUAUCAGUCGUUGCUCCAUUGCCAAGUGCUCCUCCUCCUGUUCCUCCUUCUCCAUCUUCUUCGACGCCUCCGCCUUCAUUUUCUCCACCUACUCCAAUAAAUUCUGUUAUUCCAUCUAUAUCGAAUGAUGCCAAGUUACCACAUUCAUCAGCUAGUUCUCCAUCAUCAAAAAAAUCUCUAGGAGGUCGUUUUUCAAAUAAUAAUACUCCUGUACUUCCUUCUUUUCCACCAUUACCACCGUCACAUAAUCGUCCAUCAAGUAACAUCAUAACAUCAUCAUCAGGUUCCUCAUCUUCAGCUGAUGCUAGUCGAUCAUUACCAUCGAGCGAUGUUAAUCAAUCAAGUGAUGCACGUGCUCGUCGUCGUCUUCGUGUACGUUUAAGUAGUCCAUUAUCCAGCAAUGAUCAACAAGCGGAUUUAAAUUUUCUAUCCAAACUUAGUCAAAAUGAUACAUUAAAACGUCGCCAACGUGAUCAACAACUAAAUAAUCAUUUAAAACAAUAUCAACAAGCAUCAUCCGAUGAUGAACAUGAAAUACCAUCGAAUGCUAAUCCUUCUCAACCAGUUAUUGUUGUUGUUAAACCAAAAAGACACGUAAAGCAAAAUUCUGCGGGAUCAUCAAUUGAAUCGAAUCUUAAUAAAUUAUCAUUUGAUGAUGAUAUGGAUCUUUAUGAACAUGAAUCAAAUAUAAAUUCUCGACAACAACAACAACAAUCGAAAUUAAAGCCUACAAAAUCAUAUGAUUCAAAUAAUAAUAACUCAAAUUCAAAUGCACGUCAACGUCGUCGUGAUAGUCGCAUACAAUCAUCAAUUGAAUCAUCAAGUCAAAUAACAUCAAAUAAUAGUAAUCAUGAAUUAUCUCAUUCAAAUUCACAAGAUUUAAUUUCAUCUGAAAUUGAAAAGAAAAAAGAAGGAGAAAAAGAUAUGAAUGAUUUACUUUUUAUGUUAACUGCUACAUUAAAAUUACCACCUAUACCAUCAUCUAAUGUUCAAGAUUCUGAUCUUGAUCCAAAUGAAUUAACAAAUAGUAGUAAUGAUAGUGAUAAAACAAUUGUUUAUGAUGGCUAUUCUCCCUCAUUACCUACAGAGCAAAUUUCAAGACCAUGGUCAUCGGGUGAUCGAACAAUGGAAGUUCCGUUACAUCAAACAAAUCAUCUUUAUAAACGUUGUCAAACAUUAAAAGAAGAUUGUCUGCGUGAAAUAAGUCCAGAAAAAUUACAACGUGUUUUAAAUAUACUUGAAAAUGUUAGUCAAGCACAAAUGACAACUGAAAUGAUUACUGAACUCGGCGAAUAUUUAUAUCAAAAAUAUGCUCCACAAAUAUUUUUGCUCAAAUUUUAUGAAGACAAUUUACGUACGCAUACAUAA
Messenger RNA from Rotaria sp. Silwood1, 2313 nucleotides. Lineage: Eukaryota; Metazoa; Rotifera; Eurotatoria; Philodinida; Philodinidae. The record is from the annotation of a GenBank genome assembly.